AUAGUUUUCUCCGAUCUGGUCAAGCAAUAACGGCAGAUGUCUAUUGUGCCGAACUCCGAACCAUGUUGACAAAACUAGCAGUUAAACAGCCCCGACUCAUGAAUCGAUCUUCACCAUUAUUGCUCCACGACAACGCGAGACCUCACACAGCACGAGAAAAAAUCAUUUUAACCCUUCAGGAACUGCAGUUAGAAAAUAUUCGUCAUCCUCCGUAUUCACCAUACCUUGCUCCAACGGACUACCAUUUUUUUUCGUGAUUUGGACAAUUAUCUACGUGACAAGAAGUUUUCUUCCCAGGAGGCAGUACAAAAUGCUUUCACACAGUUUGUGCAGUCUAGAUCGUCGGAGUUCUAUCGCAAAGGCAUUAAUGACCUUCCCAUUAGAUGGCAGCAAUGUAUAGAUAAUAAUGGCAACUAUUUUGAUUAAAUAAAUUUGUUAAAAAUUAAAAAAUAAACAAUUUUGAUUUUCAGUACAAAUCGGCAAUUUCAUACUUGAACCCCGAAUAUAUGGUAUCGCGGACUUUUUUGUAGAACUUUUAAAGGUACAUAAAGCCUUCAUACAUUGAUUUCAAUUUUACACAAUGGUUAAGGCAGCGCAUGCGAUUAAGUCUGUUUAAGAGGAGUUUCGUCCGACCUGUAUGACAAAACCUGUGAUAACUCUACUAAUAUAUGUGAUACCAAUAUAAAAUAUCAGUCAGUCAGGAUCAGUAGUUCCGAAGAUUACCCCGUUUAAAGAAUGUUGCAAACUUACAAACUUUACCUCUUUAUAUUGUUAGUAUAAAUGUAUUUUUUAUAGCUGUGCCCUUUAACUUGACUAAUUAAGCAAAAUGCAUUGUGUCUACUGCUAAUAUGAGGUUAGAUGAUAAAAUAUGUCCUAAAUAUUAUAGCCUUAGAACCAAAAAAAACUUCCAGGAGUUCGAGCCUUUCUAUUUAUGCUGUCUUGGCGAGUGUAUACUCAGAGACACAAUUAUCCGCCCACUUUAAUAUACUCGCGUCAUAUUAAAAAGGGCGGAUAAUUGUGCCUCUGAGUAUAUUUAUGUUACAUGUGGACACUCCUUGAGACAAUAUACUCGUCCAUUAAAUUAAAUAGCAGAAGCUACUAUGUUCAGAUAUUUAAUUAUUUUUUAUUUUCGAAAUCACUAUUUAUAAGAUAAUGUUACAACCCUAUACUUAUAUUAUUAGGAAUCUCGUAAGCGAUAUAUUAUUACCUUUAAUUAAGUAUUUAAAUGUAACAAUAAGUCUUACAGUAUACUAUUUACACUUAUACUAUUAAUAUGAUUAUUUUUAUAUGCAAAGUUUUUCAAAUAUUUAACUUGUAUACGCUUUAAAUUUUACAAGUCCCAAGCCCGGAUGCAAAAGGAGGAGGGUUAGUAGGAGGGACCAUACCUACUGUAAAAGGUCAACGCCGAACCUCAGGCGGCGGCAAAUAACCUGACAAAGCCAUGGUCAUUUCGUAACCAUGAAGCGGACUGAAAGACUCAUCCAGAAUGGUCGGGCCAGAGACACUCCAAACUCUGGCAAGGUUCCUAUAACCCUUUCCAUGAUCCUGUAACGUCAAACCCGAACCUAAAAAACCCCAGCCUUCCCACCUUUUUUACGCCCCCAUCAUAACACUCACCACACUACAGACAAAUACUAUACAAAACUACUCACCUUAGCAAACCAAAAUGGAGACGGCACCAAAAGUAAGUUCACCUACCCAGGAGGGUCCCGGAAACGGGGAAUCCCUCACCGCGCCACGGCCGAAAGUGUGGCUGUGGUCUGCCCCACGUACUCUGGGGGGGGAGGGGCAAGGUACCGGUACCUCGGGCUCAGCACGCCCAACGACCCAUUUGCUACUCCCAACGGACCGACGGACUCGCUUUAAACGAACACCAAGUGGGACUGGGCUGCAGUCGACAUGCGGCGGCAGCUCACCCGCGGUGAAUGUCGCUUCACGUCCGGGGACCAACCAUACCACGGGUGUGUUCGCACACGCACAAAGACUAAACAUCCCCGCCCAACGUCGGACACACCCCGCCGCCUGCAAUUUUAGUGGGCGGAGUGGCGGUGAGGGCGGGAACCCUGCGGCGUCGUCGUCGACGAGCCAGUCCGGCAAAAAGCGGGAUAGGCUUGACGACACGAUCUCGCCGCGAGGACUUCAUAAACGGCAAAAGACGGAAAGACGCACAUGGACUGGGGAGACGUACUCGAGUGUGGCGCAACCACAUCUUAGCGUAGCGAUCGCCCUAGAACCAAAGACCGAUCUUACAAACCAGGAGGCGGCGGGCAUCCAAAGCCAGAUCUCGAGAGAGAUAUUUGGAACCUGCCUACAAGACCCUAUACCGGGUCUGCCUCUUACCCAUGCCCCAGUUUUCACAGGAAAGGCCAUCUUGAGUGAGGGCGUCCUAAAACUGUGGUGCAAGGAUGAACCUUCACUCCAGUGGCUACACGCACGUCCCACGGCUGAAGUCACCACGGGAGAAUCACACUGUAGUCGUACAAAGACAAUGCGACAUCCCAAGCCGGAUCAAGACGGCACUAUAUGUGCCAGAUUACGACGGGGACAUUGGUACUCUGCACCGGGUCCUCAGCUGUCAAAACCCAGCCUACGAUGUAAAAUCAUGGUCUUUGUACAACUACAAGAGGACAAACUCGGCCGGUUAUGGGAAUACCCCAGGAACAAAUCGAGACAAUCCUCUCACAUGAGAGAAGGAUGGCCUACAUGACCGGCUCCAUCUAUCUCAGGUUCUUCAGGAACUUUCUUCCAGCACAAAAUACUGGCUGUAGCGGCUCUACGGCGACAGCUGGAGGUCCACGCUGACACCCUGACCAAGAGCCGUGGGUCAGGAAUAACACCGUAAGCAACUGCAGCGGUAAGUUACUUUGUAAUAGCCUUAACGAACCGCCUAGAACAUGUAUUUAUAUGCCACGCUGCAUCGCAGCGACACUAUUAACCCAAUACUGUUACAGAGACCUAACUACAGUAAGAAUACAAAAUGGAACGCCUCAUUCAUCGCAGGCGCCAGCCAGGCCGCUAAUCCUGGCAUCGCUAUACUUACCAAUUGAAGAACAAAUACCACCGUAACAGGUAGUGAACCUUAUCAAAUAUUGUGAAGAGGGCAACAACACUUCCUUUUUUUAGUACCAAUACCCUUCAGUGAGUACAAAACAUGGCUCCGCAAGGACACACUGAUGUCACAUGCAGAGUCUUGGGCCAAAACAAAUGAGUGCAAACAUACUAGGGAGGCCUUUCCAAACCUCAACCCACGACUAACAACAAAACUACUUAAUCUUAAACGUAGCAAACUCAAAACGGUAACAGAACUAAUGACAGGGCACUGUUCACUAAAUAAACACCUUUCGGUUCUGGGUUAGAGAAAACCCAUAUACAUAUUAUAUAUACAUGUUAUGCUUAGAUGCAGAGGUGUAUCUGAACAACGCGCAGCACACAUUGGAUCCCCAGCAACACUCCAUGAGGCGUACGGCGACCUGGGCGGCCUGCUAAGCUUCUGGAGCGAGCUCGGCUGGCUGGAGUAACUCCGGCGGGGACCAGCACCAAAGGGACCUACGUACAACGGUCAACCACAAAUGGAAAAGCGGAAAAGAAAAAAAAAGGAAUCAAUGGACAUGUCAACAGUAUUAAAACUCAAAAAACUCCCACAUCUAUUAGAAAAAAACAAGCUCUUUCAGUUAGACCACCAUUAAGUAAGAAUUUGUACCAACAUGUAUCCAGCCUUGUUGCAGAAUACAUCACAAACCCUUCAGUGGUGAAACAACGUCAUGGAAAGCUGAUAUUUGUUUCACGUAUACCUAUAAGAAAAAAUCCACUUAAUAAAAUGAGCAACAUGUGAGUAAAGCUAAAGUACUUGGCUAGUACUCGUAACAGACAAGAAUUAAAAAAACAAAAUUACUUUAGCCCCUAGAGGCUAAAAUGCUUGUUUAGCCCCGCUGUGGAGUGGUAAUAUGACAGUGUUUUUGAGCAAGAGUAGUGAAAUAAUUAUUAUUCUUGCCUCUGUGUUAUUGUCAUGUAAUUUUCAUGUUAAAUCUUUCUUGACAUUGUUUUUUUAUGAAGAUAUUUUAUUACAAUAAACUUUUAUAAGUAUGAAUAAUAAGUUUUAUUUCUAACUGAUUUAAUUGUUCUGUCUCCUUUAUGAAAGUAGUAAGCAAGAAAAUAUAUCAACUCAAAUAUUAUCUAUCAACUUUUUAGAGUUGCAUAAUAUUAUGUUUUACUAUUUCAACCAAAUAUUCAAGCAGGAUUUAGGCUUAAAUAAAAGAUUUUCUCUUAUAUAUGUUGCCAACUUUUUAUCUCAGAAAAAUCCAAAGUAUGGAAACUUUGGAUUUUUCUGAGAUAAAAAGUUUGUAAAAAAUUGAAUUUCACACAAACAAAGUUGCAGUGUACUAGUGAGUAGUGAGUACUAAAACUAUAAACUAUAUAUAUAAAAAUGAAUUGCUGUUUGUUAGUGUCGCUAAAACUCAAGAACAUCUGAACAGAUUUAUCUUAUCAUGGUCUUGAAAUGUUCGUGGAGAUAUAAGGAAAGGUUUAAUAGGUGAGAAUGCUUGGUAGGAAACCAUAAAAUCAACCCUUCUUUAUUUCCCAUACAAACAUUUUAAGAGUCAAGGGGUAGGGUAGUGGUAGGGUAGGAGUAGAGUAGGGUAGUGUAGGAAUAGGGAAGAAGUAGAGCAAAGCUUGACUGAGUCCACUAGUGAGUAAUA
Bicyclus anynana (squinting bush brown) is the source of this 4694-nucleotide messenger RNA. RefSeq lists its product as uncharacterized. Bases 1667 to 2707 code for a protein of 346 amino acids. The transcript has 2 exons. NCBI's taxonomy places the organism in Eukaryota, Metazoa, Arthropoda, Insecta, Lepidoptera, Nymphalidae. The record is from RefSeq and is a predicted model, not a curated record.